Messenger RNA from Copidosoma floridanum, 4204 nucleotides. RefSeq names its product protein O-mannosyl-transferase Tmtc3. Gene Ontology annotation, molecular function: mannosyltransferase activity; protein binding. Lineage: Eukaryota; Metazoa; Arthropoda; Insecta; Hymenoptera; Encyrtidae. Gene Ontology annotation, cellular component: endoplasmic reticulum. Gene Ontology annotation, biological process: protein O-linked glycosylation via mannose. The record is from RefSeq and is a predicted model, not a curated record.
UUAACAACAUUUAUAUAUUUUGUACAAAAAGUAAAAUUCAAUCUUUUGGAAAAAAAUAAAUAAAUAAAAACUGUGUAUUACAAGAUUAAUAUUUAUGCUAAAGCAAGUGGUGAUGAAUUUUCUGUACCAUAUCGAAGAUAAAAAAUAAGGUAAAUGCCGAAAUAUCACGGGCUGAUGCUUUUUCACUUUUUAAUCUUUGAAACGAACGUGUGUACGCGCUACGUAGUAACUUUUAAUGAAAAAAUUUUUUAAAAAGGAAGGAAAAAUUAAUAAAGUACUACACGAGUUGGCCUACAGAUGCAUAAUUAUAUUAUACACACAUCGCUCGCACUAUCUCAUUCUACACUCACAUUAAUUUAAAAAAAAAAAAAAAAAAAAAAAAAAAAAAAAGAAAAGAAUCUCGGGGCACAGGUAUAUACACGCAGCCAUAGGAGCCGCUCUCGGUGCAACCGACAGAUCUGGAGUUCCCCCAAGCGCUUAACAGGAGUUGUAGACAUGGACCAGCUCGGCGAGACGUAGGCGACCAAGUGUCCGGAUAGUGGAGGGACGAAGGCAGGAAGCACGUCUGAAAAUAGAGACGCCGGAGAGAGAGAGAGAGACGGUACAUAGUACUACACACAUACACGCACCUGUUAGCAUGAGGAAGUGGUUUCGCGAAUCAGCUGCACCGGAGGCGCGUCGACCAACUUUGUCCUGCAGCCUUGACCGCGACUCCGAGGACGGGGUGCCCGUCGUGAUGCCGGAGGGCUGAUGCUUCGGCGGAGCCCAAGCGCCCCCUGGAGUUUUGCUUAUCCCUUGCUCCCCAUCAGCCCCAUCUGAAUUUUAGUCCGUGUGUUCGUCAACAGGGUGGUGGACGGCGAUGAUUUGACGACGGGGUCGUGUGAAGAAAAAAAAAUAAAAUAAAAAAAAGGGGCAGGAGCCCGUGGAGCCACAUCAUAAGCUGGUACGGGCCAUGACAUGGGAGUGCCCGCGCGGGGAGCACUCGCGGCUUUCGUAGCCGCUGCCGCGUUCGCCGUCUACCUGAACAGCUUGGGCUGCGGCUUCGUCUUCGACGACAUAUCCGCGAUAAAGGACAAUCGCGACCUCAGGCCCCACACGCCCCUCAAAAAUGUCUUUUUCAACGACUUCUGGGGCACCCCCAUGCACAAGGAACAAUCGCACAAAUCGUACCGGCCGCUCUGCGUCCUCACGUUCCGUUGGAAUUACAUGAUACACCAGCUGGACCCAAUGGGUUACCACUUGCUCAACGUCCUCCUCCACGUCGGCGUAUGCCUCUUGUACUUCAGGACGUGUUUGAUGUUUUUGCCGGACGUGGCGAGUUUCGUUUCCGCUCUCCUAUUCGCCGUCCAUCCAAUCCACACGGAAGCGGUGACGGGCGUAGUCGGGAGGGCAGAGACGUUAUCGUCCCUCUUCUAUUUGGCGGCUUUCACGACCUACAUCAAGUGCUGUAGGAGCAAGAGAUCCACAGGCUGGAGGUCAUUAAUUAUGUCGAUGUUCUUCGUGUUCAUCGCCAUGCUGUGCAAAGAGCAGGGCAUCACCGUCACCGCGGUCUGCGUUUUGUAUGAAAUAUUCGUUGUACAAAGGGUUAGAGCUUUGGAACUGGUGCUGGCGGCGAGAUCGGCCUUCGAUGGCAAAAAGGUAUCGCUCGCCUGGUCAAGCGAGGGCACGAAGCGCCUUACGGUUGUCACCCUCGUCACGUUUAGUUUAUUAAUAUUAAGAUUGCACGUGAUGGGCUCGAAGCUGCCCGUUUUUACAAGAUUUGACAAUCCCGCGUCCGUGGCUUCGACGCCGACGCGCCAACUGACGUACAAUUACCUCGCGGCCGUCAACCUGCGGCUGCUCUUCCUUCCGAUCGACUUGUGCUGUGACUGGACGAUGGGUACGAUACCCCUGGUCGAGGGCUUCCUGGAUCCGAGGAACCUGGCAACCCUGGCCGCCCACGCCAUUGUCGUCGUGCUUCUCGUCACCGCCCUGCUCACGCGCAGCAGGCAAACCUCCAUCGUCAUCAUAAUGAGCCUGGCCAUGAUGAUCCUCCCGUUUUUACCAGCCUCGAAUCUCUUUUUCCCCGUCGGGUUCGUCGUGGCCGAGCGAGUGCUCUACUGCCCGUCGAUGGGCUAUUGCAUGCUCGUCGGCUACGGCUGUCAAAUACUCCUCGAGAAGAGCAAAAAGCUGACAACGGCGUUUCUGCUGAUUUUGCUGGCGUCGCACGCGACGAAGACGUACGUGCGCAAUUACGACUGGUCGGACGAGUACCAGAUCUUCAUGUCGGGCCUGAAAGUGAACGACCGCAACGCCAAGCUAUUCAACAACGUCGGCCACGCGCUCGAGAGCCAGGGCCGGUUCAAGGAGGCGCUCAGCUUUUUUCACAUGGCCGUGCAGGUGCAGGGCGACGACAUCGGGGCCCACAUAAACGUCGGCCGCACCUACAACCACCUCAAGAUGUUCAAGGAGGCCGAGGACGCCUACUUGAAGGCGAAAUCGCUACUGCCUAAAGCCAAGCCCGGAGAGUCGUACCAGGCUCGAAUAGCCCCGAAUCACCUGAACGUGUUCGUCAACCUGGCAAACCUCAUAGCGAAGAACGCGACGCGACUCGAGGAGGCAGAUCUCCUGUACAGGCAGGCCAUAAGCAUGCGAGCCGACUACACGCUGGCCUACAUCAAUCGCGGUGACGUUCUCAUCAAGCUCAACCGCACCAAGGAGGCCCAGGAGGUGUACGAGCGCGCUCUGUUCUACGACAGCAACAAUCCCGACAUCUACUACAACUUGGGCGUGGUCUUUCUGGAGCAAGGCAAAGCCUCCCAAGCCCUGGCCUACCUCGACAAGGCUCUAGAGUUCGACCCCGAGCAUGAGCAGGCGCUCCUGAACUCGGCCAUACUGCUGCAAGAGCUCGGCCGAGCUGAGCUCCGCAAAGUCGCCAGGGAGCGGCUCCUCAAGCUGCUGAGAAAGGACUCGAACAACGAGCGCGUCCACUUCAACCUGGGCAUGCUCGCCAUGGACGACCACGACAGCGAGAGCGCCGAGCGCUGGUUCCGAAACGCGGUGGCUCUCAAGGAGGACUUCAGGUCGGCCCUGUUCAACCUAGCGCUGCUGCUGGCGGACGAGCAGCGGCCCCUCGAGGCCGCGCCCUUCCUCAACCAGCUGGUCAGGUUCCACCCGGACCACAUAAAGGGCCUGAUCCUCCUCGGCGACAUCUACAUCAACACCAUCAAGGAUCUCGACGCGGCCGAAAACUGCUACCGGCGUAUCCUGCAACUCGACCCGACGAACGUCCAGGGCCUGCACAACCUGUGCGUCGUGAUGGUCGAGCGGGGCAAGCUCGGCCAGGCGGCCAAGUGCCUCGAGCGCACGGCCGCCCUGGCCCCCCAGCAGGACUACGUGCACCGGCACCUGGCCAUCGUCCGAGCACGUAUCAGCCGCCUUUCGCACGAGGAGCUCGUCGACGCGGGGCUCGACGACAGCUUCGACCACGACGACCCUCGGGCAUCCCAGCAGUCGUCGGUCCCGACGACCCCGUCGGCACCGAAGAGCGCAAACGAGGCGAAGGCUAACAACCAUCACUUGGGGAACGAGUACCGGCAGUCGGGGGCUGCUGAUGCUGGGACCACGGAGGCUCGGCUCGGCGUUCAUCGGAAAGAUUUAUCGCAAGAGCACAACAGCGCGAGCGAGCUCAGCCGACUGGCAGCUGAUCAGAGCUCCGUCAUCGGGGGCGGUGGAGGUGUCCUCGAUCGGAUAGUGAGCGCCGACGUGGCCCACGCCGAGAUAACGCAGAAGCGCACCAGUCGCGCGAAGAUCGCCUCGCACGCGAAUAACAAUCGCAGUGGCCCGACCACGAAGGCGCCACCCACGAGCUCAGCUACGAGGAGCAAAGUAUAGAAGAAAACACCGGUGAUGAAGAUACUGGGGAUGAAUAGAUAAUCAAUGGAGGAGUUGUUGUUUUUCUGUUUUUUUUUUUUUUACUCUAUGUUUUUUUUUCUUUUGGAGCGAUUUUUUAAGUGAAUAAAAAAAAAGAUUGAAUGACAAAUGAUGAAUCAAGAAUACAAAGGGCGAGAGGAGGAGAAAAAUAUGUUAAACCCCUGCCGAAUAAUGUAAAGUUAUAACACACAAAAAAAAAAAAUAUAUACUCGUGAAUAUAUAUUAUAUAUAUUUAAGGGAUGUGGCUACGAUGGCGCGUAGCCUGAUGUAGCGCUGGUGUGAAUAUACAAUU